Molecule: messenger RNA, 576 nt
Organism: Clonostachys byssicola
Lineage: Eukaryota; Fungi; Ascomycota; Sordariomycetes; Hypocreales; Bionectriaceae
Source: the annotation of a GenBank genome assembly
AUGCUUCUCUCAAAUAUUAUCCCAGCUGCACUCAUGAGUAUUAGCUGCGCAAUGGGAAGCCCGCUGGGGACUAACGACGAUUCCCCCGAAUCCUUCGAACUCUUCAAGCCCUCUAAAAUAGGGUUAUACAACACUGGCACUGGCUCUAUCGCUCCUGCUCCGGCUGGUGUAGUGUCCAAAUUCCCCGGCGAUAGGGGUCAAGAUACCACCACGCUCCUGACAUUUACGUAUCCACCUGAGGCGUCCGGAAAGAAAUGCUUCCUUGCGUUCUAUCUUGAUUCCACAGCUUCAGUGAGCGGGAGCGGUAAAAUCGACGUCUUCUCGAGCCUUGGUCCUGCUCCAGAUUACGCCCCAGGGUGGCCGCCUGGCAAUCAGCGCGAUAACCAUAUUGGGCGUCUCACAGCUUGCAAGGGUGAUUUUGCCCGUUGGGACGCCACAUAUGGCAGCUAUCUAACGGAGGAAACCGAUUGUAAGGAACCUGGUACAGUCGAGGCCUAUGAACUUGUUGGGGUGUAUGACGAUGAUUUUGUUUCAUGGGAUCCAUCAGUGGCAGGGUUGGAAAUUUACUAUAAUUAG